Messenger RNA from Pararge aegeria (speckled wood butterfly), 2974 nucleotides. Its product is annotated as nose resistant to fluoxetine protein 6-like. The transcript has 13 exons. Lineage: Eukaryota; Metazoa; Arthropoda; Insecta; Lepidoptera; Nymphalidae. Bases 252 to 2522 code for a protein of 756 amino acids. Gene Ontology annotation, molecular function: acyltransferase activity, transferring groups other than amino-acyl groups. The record is from RefSeq and is a predicted model, not a curated record.
UGCAGUACAUGCCGGCGCUUGCGCAUUCAGUGCCCAGUGAUCGCUCAUCCGAUUCGUUGAUUUUCGCGAAGCAUUUUCUAACUUGCCCAGUUUACAAGGAAGUGUUUGUUCGCGUGUUAAUCGAUACCUAUUUUACGUAAUUGGACGAUCAUUUUAAGAUAUUGCGAUGUGUGUGAAAUCGUAACAGCCUUCACGGAUUAUAGCUUAUUGGAACAAAUUGGCAAUGCAUUAAUAAUUGAGAAACGUGCACGAUGUUUAAAACAAACAUGUUUGUAGUGACAUUAUUUGUGCUGGUGUAUGUUGUAUGUGGGAAAGUGAACAGCACCGAUGUGACAAGUUCCCGGAUGGCGUGGAUGAAAGGUCUGUUGGACCACCACGAUUGGAUGGAGAUACUGGAUGGAAACCAUACAGUGCCUCGGGAGUGCGAGUCUGAUUUGAGGCAGUACAUUACUGCUCUGAACGAGGGUUCGCUGUGGGCUUCAAAAAUUUACGACGCAUCGGGUCAAUACAGUCCAAACAUUCUGUUUGGCAACGAAUACUGGAUGGGGUCGAUCAAUGCGUGCCACGAUCUACAACUCAAGCAGUACUACGCGCAAACGCCCCCCUUCCCCACUACCUUCCACGUAGCCAAGAUAAACUUGACCGUCGAUAGAGACCACAUACCACAGGCUCGGUUGAUGUUGGUUGGCCAAUGCGUGCCAGCCGCAUGCAACAAGGAUGCGGUCAAAGCAAUCCUGGACGCAGCCGAAUUAAUUGUAUCAAACCGAGCUGCUAUCGCCGGGAUCGACGCCACAUUUAACACCCUCUACGUCCGACCUGUUCCAGGCUCAUACAGUUUACUCAGCGAUCCAAAGCUACAUAUACUUGGAACUGCAAUGUUAAUAGUUUCGAUAUGGAUGCUGGCAGCCUCUAUUUACGAAGGAUACUUGGAACGUCGCUAUCAAUACAAGGAGCAAAAAGAUCUCGAAGUGGCCAACAACAACCACAAGCCAACUCCCAAUACUCAGCAGUCCACUGAAAGUUCAGAGGAAGACCUUAGAGAUCGUGAUAUUCGACGGGAACCUUGUGGGAUGUGGUCAGAAAUCUUAUUAUCGUUCUCUAUACUAUCGAACGGUCGAGCGAUUCUUGGUACCCAACGACCUAGCGACGGUGCACUAACCUGUCUACAUGGCAUGAGGUUCAUGUCUGUAUUAUGGGUGAUAAUGGUACAUACGUACUUGACCAUUUUCUUCAUCGCGGACAACAAAACGAUGAGGGUUGUGACGGAACGCAAUUUCCUCUACCAAUCCGUUGGCAACGCCUCCUACUGCGUCGACACCUUCUUUUUCAUCAGUGGAUUGCUCGUAACUGUACUAUUCUUGAGGAGCGAAGAAAAAAAGGCUAAGAGAAAAAAUGCUAAAAUGCCGGAACGAGUCGACAAAGAAAUGAAUAAAAAUGUAAACGGGUACACGAAUUCUGCAUUAUCGGUGUCUGUCAUAAGCCAGGAGUCUUUUUACGAGGAUAUGCUCGAUAAGCCGACAACGAAGGGUUACUCGAAGCAGGAAAUCGUACGAAUGACAAGGUCUUUCUUCGUCAUGUUUUCCUAUCGUGUUGUGAGACUGACCCCGGCUUAUGCCUUUGUUAUCGGCCUAAACGAGCUGGUCUUGCGUUACACUUACGAUCACACGGUAUUUGAACCGGCGAUUUUCGACCACAUCACGUGUGCCAAAUACUGGUGGCGAAACGUGCUGUACAUAAACAAUCUGUUCCCGCAAAAAGACAUGUGUAUGGUAUGGUCGUGGUAUAUGGCGAAUGACACGCAAUUCUACGUCGUCGGUAUAAUAUUACUAUUGAUAUCAGUAAAACACAUGAGGCUCGCAAUGGUGACUCUAAUUCUGGUAAUGGUGAGUUCAUGGGCAACCACUAUCUACGUGUCGGUGUGGCACCAAUACAAAGCUCGGAUACAAGAGCCCUUCGAAAUGUUCGACCCCCUUUAUGACAAGCCAUGGUCACGAAUCGGUCCUUAUCUAGUCGGAAUGAUGGUGGGGUGGUACUUGUAUAAAACCAGAUGUCAGAUCCGUAUCCCUUACUGGGUUGUAGCAAUUGGGUGGCCUGCAUCACUUGUCAUUAUUACCAGUCUCAUCUUCGGCAUGGUAGACGGUUACUUUGAAGUUUGGCCCACAGCCUUUUAUGUCAGCAUUGGGCAUACAGCAUGGGCCGUAGCGUUGGCGUGGAUAGCAAUAGCGUGUUGCUGCGGCUACGGAGGCCUCAUAAAUUCGGCCCUCUCGUACCGCGGCCUGCUGCCUCUCAGUCGGCUCACCUAUUGCGCGUACCUCGUGCACCCGACCAUUAUGAUGUACACGUCGUUCCUUCUUGAUGGACCUCUGCACCUGCAAAACUCUAUGGUUCUCGUGAUAUACGCGGGGUAUGCAGUGAUGGCAUUCCUGGCAUCGUUCGCUAUCUCGCUGGCAUUUGAGGCGCCGGCUGUGAGGCUCAUCAAGAUCUUCAGCGGGGGCAAUAAGGGUCAAAAAUCUACUAAGUAGAGCCGUUGCGGGAUAAAUAUAUCCCGCAACGUAAUGUUAUCUAGUAAAAGAACACCACUAUCGAAAAUCUGAAAACCUCAAAACAAAAUAGGCCCAAUAACACUUUUGUGAGAGUCACAUUUUCCCUAGUAGGUCUGAUUGUCAUGUAACAGCCUAUGGAGACCUUUGUUAGAAGAAGUGAAUCUAAGCUUUAAAAUAAGGCCGGUAAUGUUACUUACAUUUUACUAUAUCGUAACAGUGAUCGGUAUAUCGGUACUUGAAAAUGACUUUCCGACUUGGGGCUUACAAAUUUUAUUAUGGGUACAUUACGAUACUACUCGUGUAAAACACGAGAAAUCGUGGUGUGGAUUUUUGUGCUUGUAGUAGUCGCCUAAGAGUUUCAAAGAUGACUGCAUGUGACUUAAUUUCUAUUUAUAAAUAUACGUAGGUACAAUCCAGUAUUUUUUAUUUGU